Molecule: messenger RNA, 699 nt
Organism: Dovyalis caffra
Lineage: Eukaryota; Viridiplantae; Streptophyta; Magnoliopsida; Malpighiales; Salicaceae
Source: the annotation of a GenBank genome assembly
AUGAAUAGUUCCAGCAUCCUCACCAAGUUGGGAAAGAAGUUGCAGAAGUUAGCUUCUAUCAACAGGAAGAGUAAUUCACUAACAAGAUCAACCUGGAAUGAUGUAAGGACAUCUGUGCUUGCCGAUAAGGGUCAUUUCGUCGUCUACACAAUUGAUCAAAAUCGCUUCGUAAUUCCAUUAGUGUAUCUUAACAGUGGGAUUCUCAGAGCGCUGUUAGAAUUAUCUAAAGAUGAGUUUGGGCUGCCAGGCGAUGGACCAAUCACAUUACCAUGUGAAGCAUUCUUCAUGGAGUACAUAAUCAUGUUAAUCCAACGAGGUGUGGAUAAAAAUCUGGAGGAACCUUUGCUUAUGUCAAUUGCCACAUGCUGUGCCUUAUCAUAUUCUCUUCCAUAUGAAGAACCAACAAUCCUGCAAUUCCGUGUUAGUACUGAAUGUCAUAGAAUCUCAUCCAAUCAUGAACUUUUGGGCCACAGUUUCCCCACUUCUUGUCAGGGUCUUAGACAUAUCAGCGCAAAGAAGCUUAUCAAACUGGUAAGGAAAUGGCAGAAGCUUGCUCCUCUUAGCCGAAAAAGAAUCACAAUGCCAACAGCUCUUGGGAAGGUUGCUGAUGCAGAUGGUUGUAGCACAUCCACCAUUAAGAAGGGUCACUUUGCUGUUUACAGUAAUGAUACACUUUGCACUUCCAUUGGAAUGUCUUAA